CUAGCACGAGAAUUACAAAUAAUAAACAAAAUAUGUCAAUCGUAUUUUUUUGGGUACCUAUACCUAGUUGGAAUUCGUAAAUAGAGAUUGUAAAACUAAUGAUAUAUUAAGCGAUAGUGUUUUCAGCAAUGGCGUUAUUCAAAGGUCGAAAAUAUGCCAUUUUCAUCGGAGCCUUCGUUGGUUUUAUAGGACUAACUCUUUAUCCGAUUGCUUUAAGUCCAAUGAUUGAUGCUUCAGAAUAUAAGAAAAUACAAAAAGAAACUAGGAAGAAUAUAAAACAAGAAGAUAUUCAGCCCGGAAAUAUGAAAGUAUGGACAGAUCCAUUUGGACGAAAGAAGCCAGACAAUAAUGAGUAAAUAUUUACUUACUGUAUACUAGUUGUAUAGAUAUUUGUUAUUUAGUUAUUUAAUACAUUAAAAUUAUUUUGUUUUAAAAAGUA
Molecule: messenger RNA, 439 nt
Organism: Pectinophora gossypiella (pink bollworm)
Lineage: Eukaryota; Metazoa; Arthropoda; Insecta; Lepidoptera; Gelechiidae
Product: small integral membrane protein 20-like
Exons: 3
Coding region: 129-356 (75 amino acids)
Biological process (GO): mitochondrial respiratory chain complex IV assembly
Cellular component (GO): mitochondrial inner membrane
Source: RefSeq, a predicted model, not a curated record